Molecule: messenger RNA, 1213 nt
Organism: Brassica rapa (field mustard)
Lineage: Eukaryota; Viridiplantae; Streptophyta; Magnoliopsida; Brassicales; Brassicaceae
Product: protein OVEREXPRESSOR OF CATIONIC PEROXIDASE 3
Biological process (GO): regulation of transcription by RNA polymerase II
Cellular component (GO): nucleus
Molecular function (GO): DNA-binding transcription factor activity, RNA polymerase II-specific; DNA binding
Source: RefSeq, a predicted model, not a curated record
UGCCUACUUCGUCUGUUGAAAACAGCAAACAGUUUGAUGAUGAUAAAAGCAAUGGCGGUUGCCUUAUCUUCUCCCGGCGUCGCCUUUCAUCUUCGUUCUCCGGCGUUAUCUUCCAACUUUCGGAACCAGAACGCUAGUCCUAGUCUUCUGUCUCUUCCAACUCAUCGUGCUUCUCGCUCUGUACUUGUUUUUGGUCGUGGGAAGAACCGAAAGGGAUUCGUUUCCUCGUCUUCUUCGUCUCCAAAGAAGAACAAAAAGAAAGGUUUUGGGAGAGAUGAUAAUGGAGGAGGUGAGGCGGAGGCGGAGGAGGAUGAUCCAUUUGAGGCACUGUUUAAUCUACUGGAAGAAGAUUUGAACAAUGAUAAAUCGAUAGAUGAUGAGGAGAUAAGCGAGGAAGACUUAGAUAGACUAGCAGCAGAGUUAGCUGAAGUAUUGGGUGGUGGUGACGAUGUUGAUGGUAUUGACUUGUUUGGUUCGGUUACUAGUGAUGUUGCUGAUGAUGAUGAUGAAGAGGAUGAUGAUGAUGAUGAUGAUGACAGCGAAGAAGAAGAUGAAAGACCGGUGAAGCUGAAGAAUUGGCAGCUUAGAAGAUUGGCUUAUGCGUUGAAAGCUGGGCGCCGUAAGACUAGUAUAAAGAAUCUGGCCGCUGAGCUAUGUCUUGAUAGGGCUUACGUUCUUGAACUGCUACGUGACCCGCCUCCAAAGCUUCUAAUGCUAAGUGCUACACUGCCAGAUGAGAAACCGCCAGUAGCAGCACCUGAAAACUCGUCACCACCUGAUCCGAUGGAAUCAUCAGCAGCUGAAGAUGCUGUAGAGGUCGAACCAGUGGAAAAGGUAAAAGAUGAAGCGGUCCAUGUGAUGCAACAGAGAUGGUCUGCUCAGAAGAGAGUGAAGAAAGCUCACAUUGAAACAUUAGAAAAGGUUUACAGAAGAUCUAAACGACCCACUAAUGCUGUGGUUAGUAGCAUUGUUCAAGUGACCAAUCUUCCAAGGAGGCGUGUUUUAAAGUGGUUUGAAGAUAGAAGAGCAGAGGAUGGAGUUCCAGAGAAGCGUGCUCCCUAUCAAGCUCCGGUUUAGUUUGAUGUUUCAUAUUCGAAAAUAUAAUGAGCUCCCGGUUCGGUUUGGUUUUGUUUCCUUCCUUUUUCAAAAUUAAAUAAAUGUAUUUGACAUUAGUACUGAAUCAACAAUUAUUUUUAUUUUAAUAUAUUUCACA